GAGUUAAAUGAGACUGAGUGGAAGGAUUGGGUAUCUGGAACGCGACUGAAGAAAUUUGUGGCGAGAGAAGAGGUAAGAGAGAUGACCUGGCCGCCUUUAGAAUAGAAGUAACAGGGUGUGUAGAUUAGGAAGGAUGCAUGCUGAAUGAGUGUGGUCUAGUCUGAGCUUGCUCUGAUUAUCACCUGCUUGCUUACCCCAAUGUAUGCCUGUUGUCUCAUUCGCCUGUUGUGCAGGUCUGACUUUACGAAGAAAGCCAUGCCAAGAGGAGGGAAGAGGACACGGCCGCCUCAGAGGCCGUUGGGCGCAUCAGGAGGAUAUGAGCGGCAUGGGCCUCGCCAUCGAGAGAGUACUCCAGUCUACAAUGAUGGGGACAUCGAGCUAUUCCUGGACAGUUUCUGGGAGCAUGCGAGGCGUAUGGGUUGGACCGUUGCUCAGGCGAUUGAGAGAUUGAGGGGAGCAGAUAUUUCUCGGUGGAGGGCGUCGCUUCAGGGUGAGGGGCAUGGAGAGCAGGCAGAGGAGGUGUCACGAGAGGAGGUGCCACGAGAGGAGGUGCCACAGGGGGAGAUACCACGAGAGGAGAUGCCACGGGAGGAGGUACCACAGGAAGAGGUCCGGGGUACUCAGCGAGAGAGAGGGCUGGGCGAUGAGGGGAGACGUGCAGGGAAGGAAGUGAUAGAGGUUGGAGAGGACACGCUCCUACAGACGCCAGCAGUGGGUUUGAGACUCGGGGAUGCACCAGGGAGCACCCGGCAGGCAAAGGAGGGGUUGCAGAGAGAGGAGAUCCCUUUACCUUCGUCAGAAAAGGCUCCUUCGCCAGAAGGGAGGGCAGAAAGGAGGAGAGAGAGGGCAGCUGUAAGGAGAGAAGCUUUGAUCCUGAUUGAUAGGCACCUAGCAGCUCAUGCCCUGGAGCACCCAGACCUGGAGGAGCCAGCACCUGCAGAGUCACGCCAGGAGUCAUGCCAUCCCGAGAAGGAGAUGGAAGCAGAGAUCCCAAAUAGGGUCGACCUCCGCACGAGGGAAAGGGUGCCAGCUGGAGAGACGGCUGAAGAAAAGAAGGCGAGACGAACCAAGCGGAUAGAUGAGAUAUGGCAGGAGAGGCAGAGGUUGGAGGCAGCGGGGGAGCUCCCGGAGCAGCAGCAGGAGAGGCAGAGAUAGGAGGCAGCAGGAGCACUCCCGGGUCAGCCACCCAGCGCGCCAGCCAAGGCCCCGGAG
Messenger RNA from Chara braunii, 1212 nucleotides. The record is from the annotation of a GenBank genome assembly. Lineage: Eukaryota; Viridiplantae; Streptophyta; Charophyceae; Charales; Characeae.